Protopolystoma xenopodis is the source of this 276-nucleotide messenger RNA. NCBI's taxonomy places the organism in Eukaryota, Metazoa, Platyhelminthes, Monogenea, Polystomatidea, Polystomatidae. The record is from the annotation of a GenBank genome assembly.
GUCCUCACAAAGGACUCGGUUACGGUGGCUGUGGAUGCGGUGGUUUAUUAUCGAAUUUAUAACCCUGUGGUUGCAAUUACUAACGUAGAAGACGCUGAUCGAUCCACACGACUUCUUGCCGCUACUACCCUACGCAAUGUUCUUGGCACAAAAAAUUUGGCUGAAAUCCUCUCCGAGCGAGAAUCCAUCUCCAGUAGUAUGCAGGCUUUCUAUAAAUUUAAUUGCAAAAUGGCCCAUAACAUAUGGAAAUGUAACAGGACUGGGGAUCUUUACUAA